Molecule: messenger RNA, 516 nt
Organism: Gongylonema pulchrum
Lineage: Eukaryota; Metazoa; Nematoda; Chromadorea; Rhabditida; Gongylonematidae
Source: the annotation of a GenBank genome assembly
AUGCUGUCGUCCGGUGGCCACCAGCAAUCUGGCGUUGAUCAACUGUUUAUCACUGGACGGAACGGCAAUACGAGAAGCAUUGCAUUCCCAGGAUGUUUCCGUGCGCGGGUGAAUUUUCAGCUGAAGCGACCGAUUCUUAAUCCAUAUGUCGAGUCAUUCUUACAGCUGGGUACCAAUGUGCCAUGCACGUCUUGGCAUGAUGUAGCUCGUGUCAUGCAGAUAUGUACUAACAUCACACAAGCAAAUUGGUGUCCGCGAAGUGACCAUCAGAAACUGCGCUCCAUGCUGAAAGGCAAAAACACGUGGUAUCUAUCGGACUGCCUCAGUCGAACCAUGCAAGCACAUUCAUAUGACUUUCUUUUGCCACAUUCCAGUAAAUUUUGCAACUUGUGUCAGUCGCCGAAACUGAUCGACAGAAAGCUGGGGAUGUAUGUUCAGGAGGAAGGAGCUGACCAGUGCAAUUCUACAUCUACAUCCAGGACUUACAGUUUAAAAGUAACAUUUUCAUUGCUCUAA